AUGACUCUCAAAGGCCUGUUCUCUGCCCAUCACAUCGCAAUUCCCGACAUACUUUCUACUGCCCCAAAACACGGCCACCAUGAAUACCACCCAAAUGACAAGCCCUUACCAGGUCAAAGCACAAUUCUCGUGACAGAAGGCGCAAUUCAAAGUAACCACACCGUGCAGGUUGCGGCUCUCGCCCAGAAACUAGGUCUUAAGGCUUUGGUUCUGUUGCAUCGUGGGACGGGUGGGGGACUCCGCAAUGCGAGUGAUAAGGCCUCGUUCUUGCGUACGGGCAAUGUCCAGAUAAAUCGGCUUCUUGGGGCCGAGGUGCGUGUUUUGGAUGAGGGUGAUCCAUUAUCUGGUGAUGCGGACCCGGUACUUCGAGAAUUAAGUGCGAAGGGUGAGAUUCCCUAUUGGAUUCCUGGGGGCGCGAGUUUACAUCCGCUUGGUGGGCUGGGUUAUGUGCGUGCGGCGGUGGAGAUUGCGCAGCAGGAGGCGGAGAUGCAGCUUGGUGGCUCUGGGAGAUUUGAUUUUGUGUUUGUUGCUUGUGGAAGUGCGAGUACAGUUAGUGGGUUGAUUGCAGGGUUUAAGAUGUUGGAAAGGAGCGAGACGCAGAAAGGAUUACCUCCUAGGAGGAUCAUUGGUGUUUUAAACUCGCCAACGAAGCCGAAGGGGUAUCAUGAGGAAAGGGUGCUUCGCUUUGCGAGACGAGAAGGAUUACUUGUUGGGCUUGAUGCGGACAAGGAUAUUACUAUGACGGAUGUACGGCUUGAAGAUCGGUAUGUGGGGACUGGGUACGGGGUUUUGGACGCGGAUACUAGAGUGUCAUUGAGGAAUAUGGCGGAGAAGGAAGGCGUUAUCUUGGACCCGGUUUAUACGGCCAAAGUAGCGAGGGCAAUGCUGCAAUGGGUGCAGGAGAAGGAAAUCAGGGACUACGCCGAGAAUCAUGCCUUGAAGCAUGUAAAUGUGCUUUUCAUGCAUACGGGUGGCCAGGCUGCACUGGGUGCAUACGCGGAUGUAGACUAG
This is a messenger RNA of Penicillium angulare, 1011 nucleotides long. RefSeq names its product 1-aminocyclopropane-1-carboxylate deaminase/D-cysteine desulfhydrase. The transcript is spliced from 2 exons. The coding region runs from base 1 to 1011 and encodes 336 amino acids. The record is from RefSeq and is a predicted model, not a curated record. Gene Ontology annotation, molecular function: D-cysteine desulfhydrase activity. Lineage: Eukaryota; Fungi; Ascomycota; Eurotiomycetes; Eurotiales; Aspergillaceae.